CUCUUUUGUUCAAGAAGUUGAUAAAAUAGAAGACUGUGUUAUGUCUUCAAGAAAAUUAUAUAUUUUGUUUGUCAAAAGCUAACUGUAGUCAGCUACAGUUGAAAAAGAUAAUGGAGGGCUUAACAGAGAUCAGUAGUGAAAGAAUUUUAUGACAAGAAGUGAAGACAAGAAAUGGUACAGAAAUUUGAUAUCAUGGAGUUCGUAUUAGGUGGCAUUGCAACAUGUGGUGCUGGACUUUUCACAAAUCCUCUCGAGGUUGUCAAAACGCGGAUGCAACUGCAAGGGGAAUUGAAAUCACGGGGACAGUAUGCUGUACAUUAUAGAAAUGCCAUGCAUGCCUUUUAUACUGUCGCGAAGACCGAUGGCUUGCUAGCUUUACAAAAUGGACUAGUUCCGGCACUUUGGUAUCAGUUUUUUAUGAACGGUUUCCGAUUAGGUACAUACCAAAUUCUAGUUAAUUUAGACUUUACCAAAGAUUCUCAUGGAAAUAUUAGUGCACUGCGAAGUGUUUUAGCUGGAGCAUUUGCUGGUUGUGUUGGAGCCUUUGUUGGUAGUCCUUUCUUUAUGGUUAAAACUCAGUUACAGUCGCAGGCAGCACAAAGUAUAGCAGUGGGACAUCAGCACCUACAUGAGAGUAUGACCCAGGGAUUAAGGAAAAUUUAUUCAGAGUUUGGUAUAUUAGGAUUAUGGAGAGGUGUAAGUGCUGCUAUACCACGUGUUACUGUUGGAUCUGGUGCACAACUUGCUACCUUCUCUACCACAAAACAAUUCCUAAUAGAUACACAGAUGUUUAAGAAAGAUAGUUUAUUAAUAGCGUUCAUAGCUAGUAUGGGUAGUGGUGUGGCUGUCACAUUAUUUAUGACACCUUUUGAUGUUGUUUCAACACGACUGUAUAACCAGGGUAUCGAUGCUGCAGGAAAAGGUCUACUUUAUAAAAACGUACUUGAUUGUUUUAUUAAGAUAUUUAAGAAAGAAGGACUGUGGGGAUUUUAUAAGGGAUGGGGAGCAUCAUAUUUUAGAUUAGGUCCCCAUACUGUAUUAAGUUUGGUAUUUUGGGAUAAAGCCCGGGAGAUGUAUAACAAGUUAAAUAAUAAGACGAGAAAUAUUGAAAUUAAGAGUUAGUAGUGGUUGGCCAGUUUCUUGUAUGGAGCAAACAAACAAAAAACCUUCUUAGAAUAUUAUAAUAUUCUCCACAUAGGUGUAUGGACCUACCAUUACACAUACAUAGUAGUAAUGCAUGUUUCCGUGGUCUGAUUUACUCAUAGUAGAUUAUUAGUAUGGCCAAACCAUUUUGAAGUUUAGAAAAAUUAAUAAUACUUGCUUGAUAAAGCGAGAGAACCUUCGUGGAAAAGUCGCCAGAAAUAAAUCUUUCGAGUAACUUGUAUUUCAUAUAAUUGUGUCAUGUGUUAAUAAUACUUGGUUGCUUGUCUCAUUUGGUAAAUUUUAAAAUUCGUUUUGACUUAAGAUAUUUUGUGAGAAGUUGUUUAUGUAAUAUAAUUGUAGUCUUGGAACCCAGUGGCUUUAAAACAAAGCUGUUGUGUUCAUGAUUGACUUUAUUAAUGUACAUGUAUAUCUAAGUAGAUUUAUAUUGUUAUAUUUUAUGAGCAUUUGAAUUACAUUGUAUAAAGAUUUCUAAAUGUACAUAAAUUUGUAUAACUCAACAUUAUCACAGGGUUUAAUGGCACUGAAAUUUGAUUUUACAAAUCAAAAUUUAGAGUGUAUUUUAUAAAUUUAAGAUCAUAGAAAUUUGAAAAAAUCUAUAUUUAUUGAUUGUCUCACUGCCACCUAUUUAUGGUAUCAAAUGAAUAGUUCUCUUUAACUCAUUUCAUAUACAAUAUUUUUUUUUGAUGUGAUAAAAAUGUUAAACUACCUUUAUUUUGGGUGCAGCUAUACAUCGUGUGACAUUAUUACUUGGUUUACAACUUGUUACAUGUGCCUAACAAGAAUUUAUCUCUUUUGAAAUAAAUUUGAUUGAUUUUGUUAUUUCAAAUGUAUGCCUCUGAAAGAAUAUUGUCCAACAUGACAGAAAUGAAAUGGGGUUUAACGUCCUACUGUUCAGCUCCUAAACUGGGCUAAUGAAGACGGGCCAAUAUGACAGCUGUUUAGUGCAAAGAUAUAUCAAAAAUAAUUUGUCUUGUGAAAACUGUGUUUAAUAGCUAAGUUCACAAAUGUAAUAGCUAAGUUCACAAAUGUAAUAGCUAAGUUCACAAAUGUUACCUCCAUUGAAAUAUAUUUAAAGAACAUUGAUGCAGGGGUUCGUAACUGGAAAGUCUAUUUUUAGUAAAUUUACAUCAGUACUAAUUACUAUCAAAACUCUGUAUAUGGCCCAAUGGACGACAAAUCUAGUAAUACCUAAAAAUUUGUAUGUUAGAAAAUUAUUGCAGGGAUAAGUGCUGAACAACACAAUUGUUCCAAAGGUGGAAGUUCAAAUUUUUCAGGGUGCAAUACUCCACAUUGGUUCAUGAAUUUAUCAUUUAUCAUUUAGUCAUUCAUAUUUUUAACAGUCAUUUUGUAGCACAAUUAGCAGUCAACAGGCUUUCAUUCUCAUAUUGACAGUCCUCUGACUUUUUGUGCCCUAUGGGCAUUCGUCACUAUGUCUACCAAAGAUUUGUUUCGUAUUGUUAUAUUAUGCACAAAUUAGAAAGAGUUUGCACCAUAUAGAAUCAGACAAAUUCAAUAAGCAAUCUCAUGAGUGCCUGUGAUUUAUUAUUAUAUUUAACUAUCACCAUAUAUUGUAUGUUCAAAUGUUGCUUUAAUAGAAUUAAGAAAAAUGUAAUUUUAAUUUAUUCAUACUUUUUUUUUAUGAUAUGUAUCAUAAUUUAUUAUUAUAUUAUUUUGUAAUAUAUAUAUUUACUUUACCAUCAUAAUUUGAUUUUCAAAAAAAAAAAAUCAGUAUCUCAUAGCGGUAGGGUAUUAGUGGCAGAGUAGCUAACAUUAGUCAAUUUUCGUCAUAAAGUUUGUCAUCCAAGUAUUAAGAUAUUUACUGUUUUUGUUGUAAUGGUCGGUCAUGGUUUGAUUUUUAUGUAUGUAAAUAUGUGUAAUUUAUCUAGAUUUUUCAUAUUAUUAUGGAUGAUAUUUUUGUAGAAUUAUUUUUAAAUUGAAUCAGGGAGAUUAUAUUUUAAACAGAUAAUUCAUAUUAUAAGAUAACAUCUGUCAAUGGAGGAUUGAAAAUUUAAAUAAAGGGUUAUUUCCCCCUUCUUACUUGGAAACGUUAAAGAUACUUUCCCAGAAAAGUAUUUAUCGGGUGGUUAUUUCCAAUAAAAGUAUAGCAAUUUUGGUAUAUAUGGAAAGUAGAAAUAUCCAAUCUUACUAGAAAAAUACUGGAUUCCCUGAAAAACACCAAUGGAGCGCAUACAGGCCAAAAAUGUCUGCUCGCAUGCCAUCGAAAGUUGCACGGGAAGAUUGAGCACUUGAUGUAUAUGUUGGUAAACUUGAUCAAGAGUUAAACAUUUUUAGUCCAAAUCACCCAGAACGUAUCUUUAAAUUCGAGAAUGCUUUUAGGAUGGAAUAUGUUAUAUAAUGGUAAGACAAGAGGAUUUACUAGACUUGGUGAGAGGUAUUAUAUACUGUUAUUAUCAGA
Patella vulgata (common limpet) is the source of this 3580-nucleotide messenger RNA. RefSeq names its product solute carrier family 25 member 35. Bases 172 to 1122 code for a protein of 316 amino acids. NCBI's taxonomy places the organism in Eukaryota, Metazoa, Mollusca, Gastropoda, Patellidae. The record is from RefSeq and is a predicted model, not a curated record. The transcript is spliced from 4 exons.